Messenger RNA from Brachypodium distachyon (stiff brome), 2010 nucleotides. Its product is annotated as polyadenylate-binding protein 4-like. Bases 1 to 1872 code for a protein of 623 amino acids. The transcript has 6 exons. Lineage: Eukaryota; Viridiplantae; Streptophyta; Magnoliopsida; Poales; Poaceae. The record is from RefSeq and is a predicted model, not a curated record. Gene Ontology annotation, molecular function: poly(A) binding; mRNA 3'-UTR binding; poly(U) RNA binding. Gene Ontology annotation, cellular component: ribonucleoprotein complex; cytosol; nucleus.
AUGGCUUUCCCUGCAACCCUGUUCCGCCCGGCCGUCAUGACACCGUUUGGUCCACCUCUGUACAUCCCGGGCCCGUCGUUUGGCUCGAGCGUUUCCGUGUACGUGGGCAACCUCGAGGCUAGCGUCACGGAGCAGCAGCUCCUCGACCUCUUCUCCCAGGCAGUCCCCGUGGUAUCUGUCCGCAUCUGCGACGACAAGGUUACUGGAAGAUCUCUCGGCUACGCCUACGUCAACUUCCACUCGCAUGAGGAUGCCAAGGUUGCAUUGGAAUAUUUCAACUUUACUGUUGUCAAUGGAAAGUCUAUCCGUGUCAUGUUCUCAAAUAGGGACCCAACGCUGAGGAGGAGCGGGGCUGCCAAUUUGUUCAUAAAAAAUCUUGAGCCAAACAUUGUCGCCAAAAGUUUGCACCAGAUGUUCUCUAGGUUUGGCAUUAUUCUUUCUUGUAAAGUGGCCACUGAUUUAAAUGGUAAAUCAAAAGGAUAUGGGUUUGUUCAGUUUGUAAGCGAGGAAUCAGCUAAGGAUGCCAUGAAUGCCUUAAAUGGCAAGUUGGCCAAUGGCAAUGGCAAACAGCUCUAUGUUGAUCUAUUCAUUCGUCGCGAGGAGAGGCAGCACAUCGGUGGCGCAAGCAAAUUUACAAAUGUGUACACGAAGAACUUGCCUAAGGAAUUCACUGAUGACGACUUGUGCCGAGUGUUUGCACCAUUUGGUACAAUUACUAGCGCAGUAGUGAUGAAAGAUGGUGAUGGGGAAUCCAAAUGUUUUGGCUUUGUUAACUAUGAGAAAACAGAAUAUGCGGAAGAAGCUGUUGAAAAACUAAAUGGGAAAAUCAUCAGUGAUGUGGCCUUAUAUGUUGGAAGAGCUAAACGAAAACAAGAAAGACAAGCUGAGCUGAAAGAAAAGUUUGAUAAGGAAAGAAAUGACAAAAUCAGAAAGUCUAAAGGGUGCAAUUUGUACUUAAAGAACCUAGACUGUAGUAUCGAUGAUGAAUAUCUCAGAAAUUUAUUUGGAAGGUUUGAUGACAUAGGUACAUGCAAGGUCAUGGUUGAUUCAGAAGGAAGAAGCAAGGGUUUUGGUUUUGUAUUGUUCACGACAAUUGAAGCUGCCAAUAAAGCUGCACAAUUUGCUCGUCGUCACAUGGUAGGAGCUAGAACACCAGCGAUGCCACAGAACAUUGCCCCUCGUCCCUUCUACUUCGGUUAUGGUGUGCCUGGCGUGCUGGUCCGACCUCAAGCUACAGGUUUCGGGUAUCAGCAGUACCCACAACCAGUCAUUCCAGGAUUGAACCCUGGAGCUCCCAGCUUGAUGAUGCCAUACCACAUGCUGAGACCAAUCCACCAUCAGCCGCAACAACAGAUGGCUCAGCUACCAAAUUGGAAUCAGAUCGUCAGGUACAUGCCAAAUGCCUGCAAUGGACCUACCAACAGUGCAAUGGCUCCACAAAUGGACUUCGUGGCUCCAGUGGUGCCUCAGAUAUCUGUGCUAACUGAUAGCGUCGUCACAGCCCCAUCUAUUUCAGAGGAGCCAAGCAUAGACAGCCUUGCCACUGCUCUAGCUUCUGCUGAACCGGAGAAGCAACAUCUGAUUCUGGGUGAGAGGCUGCAGCCGCUGGUUGCUCAACUCGAGCCUGAGCAUGCUGGGAAGGUGACAGAGAUGCUGCUCGAGCUGGAAAAGGCUGUGGUCCUUGAGUUGAUAGAGUCCGCAGAAAAUCUCCAGGAGAAAGUUAACCAGGCAAUGGAAUCUCUGCGGCCAAAGAAAGAGGAAGGCACUAAUGAUCCUGCCGAACCUUCAUCCCUUAGUUUGAGUGCUAGAGCGAUGAUCCCUGUACCGUUUGGCACCUGUCCCUGCGAUCUAGUUGGAUUGAUGUUUAAUUAAUGUUGUGACUUAUGUUUAUUUAAGUUAAUUACUGAAUUCUUUUUUCAUGAUAUUUUCUGUCAAGGUUAUCUUUCGCUGAUUGUUCUUUCUAAAGCGCCGUAUGGUAGUACUAUCUUGUCAAAAAAAAGUCUCCCGAUA